This is a messenger RNA of Racocetra fulgida, 189 nucleotides long. The record is from the annotation of a GenBank genome assembly. Lineage: Eukaryota; Fungi; Glomeromycota; Glomeromycetes; Diversisporales; Gigasporaceae.
UUACACAAUUUGCCAAAUGCAAAUAUUUUAUAAAUAAUUAUGAUAUUAUUCAUAAUUGUAAAGGAAAAAUUUGUAAUGAUACUGUAGUUCUUUUUAUAAAUGAACAAAAAACUCAACAGUACAAAUACAAUUCUAUCAAUAGAAAAAAAAUUUGUUCUUGUUGUGGUGGUAAUCCUUUAGAAACACAUU